Electrophorus electricus (electric eel) is the source of this 1137-nucleotide messenger RNA. It is a transcript of the gene bloc1s6, whose product is annotated as biogenesis of lysosomal organelles complex-1, subunit 6, pallidin. Gene Ontology annotation, cellular component: transport vesicle; BLOC-1 complex. Lineage: Eukaryota; Metazoa; Chordata; Actinopteri; Gymnotiformes; Gymnotidae. The record is from RefSeq and is a predicted model, not a curated record. Gene Ontology annotation, biological process: intracellular transport.
GACAUGUAGAUCCGCGCAGCGUACUCAUACUGCAAGAAAGUGUCAUGUGAUGUUUUCAAGGGCUGAUUGAUUCGGGAAAUAGUGUGGCAGCUAGUAGAAAUGUUGAAAGGGCGUUUGCGCUAGUUGGUUCAAUGCCAAAUGGAGCAAGACGCUCGAUAUGCGGAUGCAGGGGUAUCGCCAGAAAGAGGGUCUGGGGUGGAUGAGCCUUUGGACGAUGUUGUCCUUGUGAACGAGCAGGCCAUAGAGAAACUGACUGAAGGGCUGAUUUCUCACUAUGUGCCCGAGCUACAGCGUUCCAAGCAAGCUCUGCAGGAGCUGACGCAAAAUCAGGCCAUAUUACUUGAUACACUGGAACAGGAAAUAGCCAAACUUCGAGAGUGCAAUUCCAUGAUUGAUCUAAAUUCUCUGUUCUCAGAGGCAAAAGUGUAUCACAGCAAACUGGUAAACAUACGGAAAGAGAUGAUAACUUUGCAUGAGAAGACCUCCAAGCUAAAGAAGAGAGCUUUGAAACUCCAGCAGCAGAGGCACAAGGAGGUCCUGGAAAGAGAACAGCAGAGGGAGAGAGAACUGGAGAGAGAGAGACAACUAACUGCCAAACCAGCCAAACGCACUUAAUGCCAGUCUACCAAAUGUGCAAAAGCCAGAGAAACCACUGCACAUUCUAGCCUCUGUACAGACAUGAGCCCCUGAGCCUCCAUUAUAUGCUUGUGUUUUUUAUGUUGGGUCCACUUCACCAUGCCUUUUUGGCUACCACCUGCUACAACAGUAUUGUUGACAAGCAAUUUGACCUACAAGUAUUGCAGAAGGCUGGAUUUCUCUAUUAGAAGGACAACAUAAGACCCAGCUGUCUAGUACGAGGAAAGAUGAAGGAUGUUGCUGUUAUCAAGCAGUGAUUUUUGAGUGAAGUUAACCAGCUGACUGGGAAAUCUCCUGCAGGAAAUAUCCUAGAGACAGUUCGGACGUUUAUGAGGCAUGGUAGUGGUGGUCACCAUGGUCAGUGGCUCUCUCAGCACCAUAUUGUCACCAGAGGCAGCCUCCCUCUAACCCCUAACUCCCAAGGCUGUCCUGGACUCUCAUAUCUGAUGUCUGUAUGAUAAUUAAUGAUGUCAUUAAAGAAGCACAGAGUUUUUAAAGCUA